Molecule: messenger RNA, 1971 nt
Organism: Magallana angulata
Lineage: Eukaryota; Metazoa; Mollusca; Bivalvia; Ostreida; Ostreidae
Product: multiple epidermal growth factor-like domains protein 11
Exons: 6
Coding region: 150-812 (220 amino acids)
Molecular function (GO): scavenger receptor activity
Source: RefSeq, a predicted model, not a curated record
UUAAGUAUGUUUCGUGAUUAAGUCUGUCAGACCAAUUCUAGAAAAUGUUAUGCUUUUACAUAAUUGCAUUCUGAUUUCCUUGUCCAUUGGAACGAUAAAAAUAAUUACAAGUGCUUCACCAUUAUUUCAUUGCUUUAUUUACGUUAUUGAUGAGAAUGGGUAACAUUUUACAAACGCAAUGGAUUGAAUAUAUAUAUUUUAUAGUUUUAGCAGUGACAUUAACGCUUGCUAUGACAUGCCACACGCCUUUAAAUUGCUGUCUACGCCACCAUAUUGACGGAAAAUCAAGUCGUUGUAUAGAAUGUAUACCAGGAUAUUUUGGACCCUACUGUAACUAUACAUGCCGCUAUCCAACCUACGGCAGGGGGUGUCAGUUACAAUGUUUGUGUGAUGUGUCAGACUGUAACUAUGUUCAAGGUUGUAGAAGAAAGGAUUGUCCUUCUGGAUAUUAUGGUCCUUUUUGUAGUGAGAAAUGUCGCUACCCAAACUAUGGCAUCAAAUGUCAGUCUGAAUGUUUGUGUGAAGAACAGCACUGUAAUCACAUCACGGGAUGCUUAACACAAAUUUCUUCUGAAGAGAUACCGAAUGCAUUGCCGACAGAGUUCAAGCGUCAAGAUAGAUUAAUGUUAUCAAACCCAACAACAACAACACUGAGAAAAGAAUUCACGAGAAAAGGAGGCGAUUGGUAUCUACCAUAUCAAGAGGACAAAUCAUGGCGUGUAAACAAGGUGUUCGUCUAUUGCAUAAUAGGACUAAUGUUUAUAGCGGUGUUAUUGUUGUGUCUUCAUGUUUUAUUAUAUUUUGUUAAUUGAAUUAUAUUCAUAAUAGCCACAUUUACCAAGUCAAUUUAAAUAACAUCCUCUUCCGACUGAUUUACAGAUAUUUUUUUAUGAAACAUGGAUAAAUAACAUAUGUUAAAACACGUUUAAAACUUCGUUAGGUAAUGUGUAAGCUUUUGUUAAGUGAGGAAUAGUGUUAAAAAAUGCUAUAUUGUGCUGAGCUUGUUUCUGCAUUGUUUAUAUAUAAAAAGAAAACCAUAUUUGCUCCUGUAUAAUAGGUGUUGUUUUCCAACUGAUAAUGGAAAUACGCAUAACGUAUACAUUAUAUAUUAGGGUUUUUUCAGUUUGAAAUAGAAUAUUUUAACAAAAUACCACACAGAAAGAACUAAGUCAUAUUCAUUCCUUGAAUGACCUUUUUUCAAUAAUAAUCCAAUAUUUAGGUAGGUUUAAGACUAUAAAACUUUUUAGCUUGCAUUUUCCCUUACAUGUUGAUGGAUAAGCAUGUUUCUAAGAUUUCUCUUAGAAUGAUACUCAAAAUUUUACUGUACACACCUUCAAUAUACAAAAGUAAGCUGCUUAAAGUAAAGCUGUUUUGAAUCAUAUUGAAAUCGAUAAACGUUUAAAAAAAAGACCGUCAUUGAUUAUUAAAAAACAAAACAGAAAAACAAUUGUAUGCCCGUAUACACUUCCAAUAACUCUUUCAACAUCACCCGUGAUUUAUUUACCUAUUCAAAGGCUAUGAGGACGAUGACAAGUUUAUUUUCCCCCGAAACGGCAACUAUUUUACGAGGCCAAAGAAAAGUGUUGCUGUCUCGGGUGACAAUAAACUUGCUAUUUUCCUCAUAGCCAGUAAAUAUAUAGGUAUUUUAUCAUACCGAAGAAAACUGUGUUUUUAUGCAAUUCAGGUUAACAAAUAAGAAUUAUUGGACUUUGAAUUUAACUUAGCGGCUUUGAAUACACCAGAGGUGUUCCGAUGUUAGAUACGAGGGGAAUCGAAUGCUUACAUGUUAAACCUUUAAUUUACUGUACAAACUUUUAACAAUUUGCAAUUAGCUGCUAUAAGGAUUGUUGUGUAAUAUAUAAUUAUUUUUCAGUUUCUUUGGUAAACUGUGUGUGUGUUUAAAGUUACUUUUGAUGUAGAUAUUUAUGUUUCAAUACUACUUGUCAUUUUUCAAUAAAUGCCAAUAUUCUC